This is a messenger RNA of Penicillium soppii, 819 nucleotides long. RefSeq lists its product as uncharacterized. Gene Ontology annotation, molecular function: chromatin DNA binding; protein heterodimerization activity. Gene Ontology annotation, cellular component: epsilon DNA polymerase complex; CHRAC. Gene Ontology annotation, biological process: DNA damage response; leading strand elongation; heterochromatin formation. Bases 1 to 819 code for a protein of 272 amino acids. The record is from RefSeq and is a predicted model, not a curated record. Lineage: Eukaryota; Fungi; Ascomycota; Eurotiomycetes; Eurotiales; Aspergillaceae. The transcript has 3 exons.
AUGCCUCCUCGCAAAUCAACUUCUUCGGUGACACCCGCUGACCCAGAUGACUCGCUACUUCAACAAUCAUCUCCAGCACCGCAGCCCGACAAGCCCGUCUAUGCGACAGAGCAGCAGUUGAAGGCUCGAGCUGAAGCGGGCGCCAGCAUUGAGGACUAUCUCCUCCCUCGAUCAUUGACGCUUCGUCUCGCAAAGUCGGUGCUUCCGCCACAGACGACGGUCCAGAAAGAUGCUCUGCUGGCUAUGCAGAAGGCUGCCACAGUCUUUGUUUCUUAUCUGUCUUCACAAGCAAACGACGGAACCCUGAAACGCACCAUCGCCCCCGCAGAUGUAUUUAACGCGCUAUCGGAGCUAGAACUAGACUCUUUCCGUGGCCGGCUUGAACAGGAACUGGAGGCAUAUACUGAGAUCAAGGCCGGGAAGCGCAAGCCCAAGAAGGCCGAUGCGAAUGGUGCAGCGCAGGAUGCGGCAGAGGGGGCGACUCAAGGCGACAUUGAUGUUGAGAUGACUGACAACCCCGCCAAAAGGAUGAAGCGGGAUGAAGAGGGGGAGGGAGAGUCUGCUGCCGGCGUUCCUGUUGAAGAUGAUGGGGAUGAGACGCAGGAAGAGGAGGCGGAAGAAGACGAAGAAGAGGAAGAGGAUGAAGGUGAGGACGAAGAGCAGGAACGUGCUCCGCGUGAAGAUGAGCUUGAGGUUGUGGAAGAUUUGGAUCGUGAACCUGGGGCUAAGAAGGGGCCUUAUGACCCUGAUGCCGAGGAGACGGAUGAGGAUGACGAUGGACCUGCCAGUCAGUUGCGGGAUAACCUUGGACUCGGUUGA